Messenger RNA from Nasonia vitripennis (jewel wasp), 1142 nucleotides. RefSeq names its product TP53-regulated inhibitor of apoptosis 1. The record is from RefSeq and is a predicted model, not a curated record. The transcript has 3 exons. Lineage: Eukaryota; Metazoa; Arthropoda; Insecta; Hymenoptera; Pteromalidae. Bases 544 to 765 code for a protein of 73 amino acids.
GCGUAUGCUUAUCAAUACACUCUUUGAUAAUCAUAAUCGUAUAUAAUUGCAAAGCCUGUCCGAGCUUAUAAAAGAAAUUGUUGGAUGAUAAAUAAUACAAUUUUUUCAUGAAAUCACGUGGAGCAUUUGUAGCUAGCAGACUGCAGAAAUACUUAUCGAAUAGGAUGCGCGCGCGCACCUACUGUGUCUGCAGCGCGUUUUCGGAGCAAAUUGCAUCACUUGGAGAAUCUACCUUGAUAUAAUUGCAAAAUCUGACGGGUCAAUGGCAAAUGGACACCUUAAAUUUGAAGCUUGAUUAAUUCACCAUAAUUCAAGACAUAAUGGAUCGCAGAGAGCACAUGAAUAGUCUUGCUGAUUCAUGCAGUGACUUCAAGAAACAAUACGACACCUGUUUUAAUACAUGGUUUUCUGACAAAUUUCUGAAAGGUGACACGAAUGACUCCAUGUGUGCCUCCUUAUUCAAUGUCUACCAGCAAUGCGUCAAGGUAAAUUAUUUAUUUUUUAUGACCACAGGUUUUCUGUUAAAUCUUUAACUGCUGCAAUAUGGAAGCAUGCAGGGAUUUAAAAGAAAAAUAUGACAAUUGCUUCAAUAGUUGGUUCGCUGAAAAAUUUCUUAAAGGCGAUCAUAAUGAUUCCAUGUGUGCACCAUUCCUUAAAGUGUAUAAGGAAUGCAUCGAGAAUGCCAUGAAGGAGCAGAAAAUCGAGCUGCAUGAUGUACAAAUAAACCAUUUGGAGACCGACAAAGAAAAAACUCCGCAAAGCUGACAGUGGCAACAAUCUAGUCUCCUGAAUCGAUGGCUAAGAUAUGUGAUAUGCACUCCCUGUUCUAUGCAAGCAAUACCAUCAACAUCUUUACCUCAAAUAAAAUACUAUGAUGAGAAGUCAACUCAACUAUUAUCUACUUAUAGUACCGAUGUAUAAUUGCUUUAUGUGACUAUAGUGUAUUUACAAUGAUUUAGUUAUGUGAAUUGAACACGUUUUCCAUUUAAUUUUAAGUGACUUGAUGAAGCACGUGUGAAUAUUUUUAUGUACUGCCGCUAUUGUUUCACAGUGAAAUUUCGUUUCUCACAAAUGUAAGAAUAUACAAAGAUCGUUGUAGAUAAAAAAAUGACCAUUAGAAACAAAUGUAUUGUUUUAAUCAA